AAGAAGAGCGGGACUUACGUCAGCACGCUACGCGCCAAAUUUGUACAGUGCGGAAGGAGCAACAUCAACAACACCAGCGGCUCCAGUGUUCUUAACAAUUUGUCGUUUAAUUUUGGCUUUUUUGGCAAACUAUUCGUCUUCAGUAUGUCUCAACAGGCAGGCUAUUCGCCCAGCUUCAAGCGACCGGCUGAAAUUAUGCGAAUGAGGAGGAAAAGAGCCCGAAGCGACGCCGGUGUCUUCUCUAGCCCGAGCGGCCAGGGUUCCACUGGCAGUCCCGGACAAAGCGGCUCAUCCCCGGCAUGCGUUCGGCCUUUCUCCCCGGGACCGCUUUUCAACACCCAGAAUCGCUCCGGAGGUGGGAUAAAACGCAGAAACCCGUUCGCAAAUAUUGAAAAUACUUACAGCCCAAAAAAGAAGUUUCUCAUUCAUAACGACGACGGAAAUGCAGAAGCUGCGGACAGUUACAAGAUGAAGAAGUCGACGGAGGGAGAUGAGGACGUGUCAACACAGUGCCAAGGAGUUUUACCUUUCAGUGCAAGGGUGACCGAGGUAGAAAAGCAGGAGCACCGAGAUAUUUCCAGCAAGGAGUGUGUCCCUUUCUGUGAAGAUGACUCUCUGUUUGAAGAAGAGGAGGAAGAUGUUAAAGGUCCACUUCUGAAGAGUCCUCAGGCCAUUGCUCCUGCCUCCAUAUCUCCUCCCAUCUGCACAGAGUACCCGGCAGACUGGAGCCUGAAGACUCGCCUCCUGUUCACCUCCCCGCUCUCCCUGUCGUGGGCCGAGCACCCCAAAGCCCAGGAGGAAGCUCUGGGGCUCAGCCAGCACUGCAGAGCUCAUUUUAGCACUCUGCCACACAGUGUACAGGAUCCCAGGUCCUGCUCGGAGCUUCGUUGUGCCUUCCGGCAGAGUCUGGUGUACUGGCAGCACCCCUCCCUGCCCUGGAUCUCUCUGUUCCCCAGGAUCAACGCUGAGAGGAGCUUUACUGGGAAGAGCACCCCAUGGGCACAAGACACAGCGCUGCAGCACAGUCUCAUGAGUGAAUGGGCCGUCAGCCUGUCAUCUCUCUACAGUCUGCUGAAGGCCAGACUGUGUCCUUACUUCUACCUCUGCUCCUAUCAGUUUACAGUGUUGUUCAGGGCAGCAGGUGUCGGGGGCUCUAGCAGUAUCACGGCCUUAAUCUCUCCUACAACCAGGGGUCUCAGAGAGGCGAUGAAGGCUGAGGGUAUAGAGUUCAGUCUCCCUCUAAUAGAGGAGAGGAGGAAGAGCAGGGAGCAACAGAACCUGACAGUGCACCAGGGGGAGGAGGAAGAGCAAGAGGAGAAAGCGCAGGAGUGUUCUGAGCUGAAAGAGGGUGAGGCCUGUCGGGCAGGUGAUGAAGGAGAGAAUGAUGGAUACAAUGAUGAUGAAGAUGGCAGCUUCUCCUGGCUGAAGGAGAUGGGAGUCCAGGACAAAAUCAAGAAGCCAGACAGCAUCACCAUACAACUUCGUAAGGAGGGUCACGCUGUGUCUCUGGAUCACAAGCCGGAGUCUGUGGUGUGUGUGGAGGGAUCACACACUUUCACUCUCAUCAACUUCCUCAUCAACUGUAGGAGUGUAGUGGCUGCAGCGGGUUCCCAGGCUGGGUUACCCCCAACACUGCUGGCUCCCGUCGCUUUCAGAGGUGCUACAAUGCACACACUGAAGGCCCGCAGUGUGAAUGUGAAGAGCAGGGUUGGUUCUACUUUCCAGAACAUCAGCACUCUGGAGAUCACAGGGCCUGUCCUCCCGUCCUCUCUCUGCACCGUCGCAACCCUCCUUCGGUCUGCACAGAAAGGAAACUUCUCAGCUGCUCUUUACACACACAUACCCAGCGCUGUCAUGAAUACACACACCACCAAGCAACAGUAUACUGGCGGGUCGGUGGAUCUGUCAGGUUGUGGUCUCCAUCCUGCUUCCAUCCAGCAGCUUCAGCAGCCCUCCAGCCUGGGCAAGACUGCUCUGACUCACAUCAACAUGAACAACUACAGCUACACCUGGAAGAACUGACUGAGGGAAGACUGUGUGCGCUCCUGGAACUAUCAGCCCUCUAAGAACUAGAACGUGUGAGACGGCAACUUCUGUUCUGUUGCACUUCUGAGCUGCUCUACUAUUGUGUUUUACCCAUGUUGAGAUUGCUCUUGUUCAGUUUCACUUUACAAAAGAUGAUCGUAAGACACAUGAAGUUAAACCAGUACUCCUCAGAGUGUAUAUUUCUUUUAAAAAUGCCUUUACAAACUGAUUUUAUUGCAUUGCACUGUAUUUUUAAUCUUUUUUUUUUUUUUUUUUUUAAGCUGUGCUCUUGUAAUUGGCUUUUUUGAAAGUGCACUUCAAUUACUUGUAAUUUGUUUUAUUUUGGAGAAAACUGAUUUAUUUUUUCCAAGGCAUUUUUUUUAAGCGAAUCUUUUAUCAUAUUAAAUUACUGAUGCAUUACAGACACAUGUUUUGAGGUUUCCAGGACUGGAAUGCUGAGGAAAUAAAUACAUUGUCUGUUGAAUUUA
Messenger RNA from Siniperca chuatsi (mandarin fish), 2513 nucleotides. RefSeq names its product protein downstream neighbor of son homolog. The coding region runs from base 145 to 2022 and encodes 625 amino acids. Gene Ontology annotation, cellular component: nucleus. The record is from RefSeq and is a predicted model, not a curated record. Gene Ontology annotation, biological process: nuclear DNA replication. NCBI's taxonomy places the organism in Eukaryota, Metazoa, Chordata, Actinopteri, Centrarchiformes, Sinipercidae. The transcript has 12 exons.